UUGAAUGUCUCUCCCUACCCUUCCUUGAACUUUAUGUUGUCCUAUAUAGCAUCCAUAUAGCUAAGUCCUUCAAACAUUCCAAUAUAAAUUCACCUAUAUACAUUAAUUUCCUCCAUGUGCUUAUUCAUUUUCCUAUAGCAUUAGGGUCUCUUAUUAUUUAGCAAAGAAUUUUUUUGAGAGAUAAAUGGGUGAUUGGGCUGGUGUGGUGAUAGGUUUGGUACUGUUUGUGGUGUUUUCACCCGGAUUAUUGUUCCAGCUUCCUGGCAAAGGAAGGCCUGUGGAUUUUUGCAAUUUUCAAACAAGUGGCGUCUCCAUAUUUGUUCAUUCCCUUCUUUUCUUUGGCUUUAUGGCUAUCUUCCUCAUUGCCAUUGAUGUUCACAUUGGUAGUGGAUAAAUCACUAUAUUUAGUUUAACGAAAUGAAAUAGAAUAUGAUGGAAGAUGUUUUAUUCUAUUACUACAUUUUAUAUAUACCUCCUUGUUUAUCCCCUUCAGUAUUAGGGGGUAUGAGACAGAACUUCUAAUUUAAUUUUCUUCCAUGAUAAAAAUGUCGAAGCAGUGAAAAAGAUAAUUUUAUUU
Molecule: messenger RNA, 577 nt
Organism: Glycine soja
Lineage: Eukaryota; Viridiplantae; Streptophyta; Magnoliopsida; Fabales; Fabaceae
Exons: 1
Coding region: 185-394 (69 amino acids)
Source: RefSeq, a predicted model, not a curated record